This is a messenger RNA of Humulus lupulus (European hop), 896 nucleotides long. RefSeq lists its product as uncharacterized. The transcript has 4 exons. The record is from RefSeq and is a predicted model, not a curated record. Lineage: Eukaryota; Viridiplantae; Streptophyta; Magnoliopsida; Rosales; Cannabaceae. Bases 357 to 728 code for a protein of 123 amino acids.
CAGCCAAUCAAUCGAGGCCAAUGGAAGUUUUGAAAAUCUUCCAUCCUUGUCCCUACACCUUAGGUAAAUAAACAGUGGAUACCCUUCAAUAAAUAAAAGGGUAUUUCAGUAAAUCUAAUAAAAGAUCGGUGUUACGCGCCCUUCGUUCAAAAAAGCAGCGCCGCAGUUUGAAUAAAAAAGAUUACUCGUUAUGGACAAGAAUACCCUUUUCCUUCUUUUCCCUUCUUUAACAGUGUUCUUCGAAUCCAUAUUUUCCCCCCUUCUUCUUAGAGAAAAAAAAAAAAAAAAAAAACUCACUCUCCUGAAUUUGAGAGUGUCUGCAAUCUUGUUUCGGCUCUGGGAUUUCAAACUCAACAAUGGGCUUCCCUUAUUUCCUUGGAAGAGCCCUAUUCGCCUCUGUUUUCAUAUUCUCUGCUCACCAAGAUACUGUUGUUGCGGCUAUGGCUAUCAAGGGACUUGGAGGCAUUCUCUUUAUCUUUGGCAGCUCAACUGGAGCCUAUCUUUUGCUGUUGCAUCAAAUGAUUGCUACUCCUCUUCUAUAUAUAAUUUUUAUGACUAUGAUGGCCAUGAUGAGAAAAAGAAUUUACUCAAUUGUUCAUCAAAUUUACUCAGCUCUAUAUAUAUGGGAAUAUGGCACUUUUGGGGCAUUGCUAUUCUUCAUAGGGAUGAAGAGCUCAGUUCCAAAGAAACUACACAAGAAAAAGGUUAACAAGACAAAAAAUUUCUAAAAAGGAUUGAUUGAUUAGCUUUUUAUUUAUUUAUUUUUAUUAUUUCCCAGCUAUAUAUUGUUUUUUUUUUUAAAAAAACUUUGUUUUAUCUAGCUAGCAAGAUUUUUUGUUAUGUUGUAUAGUGCUUGCAUGAAUAGUUGUAAUGUAUGUGGUGCAUUUUAGUCCAAA